AUGACGAAAAUCAACUCCCUUGAGUCACUCCCCGCUGACUGCCAAAAGUUAUUAUGGAUCUGCGAAUCAGUAUGGGAUAUAAACGAAUCGAAUUUGUUCGAAAUCAGGCAAAAGAUCGUUUACGCGCUCGAAAAUAAUAUUUUAACGGAGCGUAACGUUGUUAAAAUCUUGAAUUCCGUUUUCUCCAUAAGAGUUAGAAAGAUGAAGCUCAUCGCUGACCUGUUAGAGCAGUUACUUACCCAAGACAAAGUCUUAUUAAAAGAGAAAUAUUUCUUAUAUGCCAAAGAAUUGAAGACAAUUUUAAUCAGAAGAAAAGCCCUUGAAGGUGAUGUUCCUCCAGAGUACGAAGAAAAGCAAGAAGAAGACAUCCUUCAGAUUUAUGAAAAAGGAACUGUCGAAUAUUGCAUUGUUUGGGACGAUUACGAGACAUUAGACAAACUUUACACAGCUGAAGGCUUCAUGUUCGAUGACAAGAGGCAUCACAAAUCAAUUCUUUCAUGUGCUGCCUUACGCGGAUCAGUAAAUUGCUUCAAGUACUUGGUUUUAAAGGGCGAAAAGAUCACACAAGAAGAUUACGAAUACGCUUUCGCUGGAAAUAACAAAGAAAUCCUCGAAAUGUGCGAAAAAGAUUUCCAAGUCACCCCACAGUGCAUUGAUAAUGCUGUUAAGUGGCAUCAUAACAAAAUGGUCCAAGAGAUAAUGCAGAAUCAUGAGCUUGAAUACUCCUGGAAUACUUCAUUACAAAAUUAUAAUCUUCCAUGUUACUUUACAAAGCUUUUCAAGAUAAAUUACGUCAACUUCAAGGAUAUUCAUCAAGAUAACGCUCUCAUUGUCGCUGCAAGAUUCGGAUUAGUUCCAAUUGUCAAAUUAUUACUUGAUGAAGAGAACGCAGGCAUCGAAGAGGUCAACAAAUACGAUCAAACAGCUCUUAUUGCUGCUUGUGAGAACAAUUUUGUCGGCGCAAUGAAAGUUUUAAUCGCUCAUCAAGCAAAUAUCAACGUUCGCGAUGUUUUUCAGCGUACACCACUCAUUUCCGCUACAAACUACAAUGCAGUUGAUGCUGUUAGACUCCUUCUUGCCAACGGAGCUAAAGUAGAUGACGUAGAUGAACAAGGAAACUCAGCACUUCACAUAACCGCCAGAGAAAAUUUUGUCGAAAUUUUAGACAUUCUUCUUGAGUACAAAGCCAAGAUUGAUAUAAAGAACAAUGAUGGAUUGACACCGCUUUGGUUGGCAAGUAGCGCAGGCCAUCCUGAAAUUGUUAAAACUUUGAUAUCUCAUGGAGCAGAUAUUGAAGUUAAAAACCAAGAUGGAUGGACACCAUUGAUGAUUGCUGCCCAGUUCAAUCGUCAUGAAGUUGCCAAAUGCUUAAUGGACGCAAAGGCUGACGUAAAUGUGAAAACUGCUGACGGAUUGACAGCAAUGGAUAUUGCAAAGAACCAUGGAUCACGUGAUGCAUACAGAGUGCUUCGUGGUAAUGCUUAA
Molecule: messenger RNA, 1485 nt
Organism: Trichomonas vaginalis G3
Lineage: Eukaryota; Parabasalia; Trichomonadida; Trichomonadidae
Product: spectrin binding
Exons: 1
Coding region: 1-1485 (494 amino acids)
Cellular component (GO): nucleus; cytoplasm
Molecular function (GO): protein binding
Source: RefSeq, a predicted model, not a curated record